Messenger RNA from Caenorhabditis briggsae, 603 nucleotides. The transcript is spliced from 4 exons. Bases 1 to 603 code for a protein of 200 amino acids. Lineage: Eukaryota; Metazoa; Nematoda; Chromadorea; Rhabditida; Rhabditidae. The record is from RefSeq and is a predicted model, not a curated record.
AUGACUCUCCGAAUCGCGGCUAUUCUUGCUUCUAUCGCUGUUUUCUGCCAUGCGGAAGCUUCAGAAAAAGUAGAAAUCAGUCAUCCAGCUUCUGAUAAAAUCUACGGAAAGUAUAUCGAACUUUCUAUGAAUCUAACUAUUAUAUUGAAAGAUACCAAAAUUGAAGAGGCAGCUAUUCAUCAGUUAGCCAAGGAUAUGGUUUCCAACGAUGGAAAUGAAGAGAAAGUGCAGAAGGUACUCGAUAAGUUCAUGACAAAGUUGCCAGAGGAUCAGCAGAAGGAUUUCGGUAGAUUGUAUUUCGAUAAAAUAAAACUCGACUAUAUCACUCGUAAAGUUCAUCGUGUGCUUGGAUUCUACCUGACCCGUCAUCAAAUCCAACGGCUUAGAUAUGUUCUGGAGAAGAAAUUCGAAGCAGGAGCAACACGACCUGAAUUGGUGGAAGCUAUGGUUGAAGAGUUGACAAAGGAUGUGAAGAGGGAAAAGGCUGUCAAAGCCAUCGCACAGACAAUGAAGGAUUUGAAGAUCUUCAGCCGAAAAAAUCCAGGAUGGAUUGAGCAGGUGGAGAUGUUGUUCAGUCACGCAAUGGUCCAUGACGAAAUGUAA